CAUUAUUUUAGUUCAAAUUCAAUAAGCCUAAAUAACAUUACUCCUGCCUUGUGGUUCUGCGGAGCAAGGAGCACUUCGCGCGGAGUUCCCAUGGAGCUCGACCUCGAAUUGUUUCUGCGAUCGCGUGGUGGCGAUCUCUCAUCAGACAGUAGCGAGGAGGGCGAGCCCACUGCCACGCAUCGCCGCACCGUGGACGAAAUCUUGAACGAUACCGAUUCGGAUUCCUCUCCCGCUCCCGGAGCUCUACCCUCCAUCUCUCAUGCUCUCCACAAAGAGAUUGUCACAAUCCGCGAGGAAGAACUGAGAGAUGGAGAUGAUGCCGAUCACCCGUCAUCAUCAUUUGUGGAAACCCUAGAAGAACCCUACAAAUGGAGAAGAGCAGGGGAAGUUUCCUCCUUUUCCUAUCUUUCUUCUCUGGGGUAUGCGAGCUACUCUAAUGCUUCCAGGUCUUCUUCAUCCGCCCGCCAGUUUCCUUCUUUGUUCACUGGCGUAAGGCCGAAGCCUAGGCCUGGCGCAGCACUCGCGGCUGCUGCAGCCGCAUCCAGGUCCAUUCCGACUCCUCAUGCGGCGGCGAUCAAGUCUAAAAGAUCAAGCGGCGGAUCUAUUCAAAAGGUUUUGUUGCUUGAGGAUUCGACGGGAGGGCUGGAUGUGGACGCAAGCUUCGUCUCGGAAGAUUUGGAUGAACGUGAUUUUUCCUUGGUGGCCUCAUCAAGUGGGCGGUUGGGAGGCGAUGAGGAUGUUGGAGUAGUAGAUUCUUCCUUAACUAUCGGUUCUUCUGCUUUGUCAGGCUUUGAUGUUGCAGCAGAUGAACUGCUUCAGGGCGAUGUAGUUUCUACUGAGAAGGAGCGGUCUUUUUUUGUUAGCGAUGGAGAAACAUCUGAGAAUGUGAAAGAGGAUUUGUCGCAUUCUCUUUUGCAAUUUGAAUCUAAGGAAAUUCUGGAGGACCUGCCUUCCCCUAGGUCAACCCCAGCGCACACUCAUGUGAAUGUUCUUGAAAUGAAUGACGAUUUACUAUCUGUAAAGAAAGCUGACGCCAACGAUGAACAUGAUCUUACCACUAAUGAGGCAUCGCGGGAAAUUAUAUCAAGUGAAGCUGAAAGUUUUAAUAAUAGUGACGGAAAAAAUAGUAGCAUCGGGGAAGAGAGCGGGACUUCCAGUGAAAUAGAUAGUCUGGUUGGCCAGUUAGCGAAUGAAGUGGAAGGCACACAGAAUGCGGAGAAGAAAUCUUCUACACCUAUGAAGCCGUUAGACUGGGCUGAAGAGCUUGAGAAGCGAAAGGCCUCAUCCGGCUUGCAUUGGGAAGAGGGUGCAGCUGCACAGCCAAUGAGGCUUGAAGGCAUUCGCAGAGGACCACCUGCUGUUGGUUAUCUGCAAAUGGACCUGGACAACAUGAUUACUCGUGCUUUUUCUUCACAAACGUUCAAGCAUGAUUAUGGAUUGCCACAUGUAUUAGCAGUGCAUAUGAAUUUUAUAGCAGUGGGCACAUCAAAAGGCGUUGUUCUUGUCUUUCCCUGCAAAUAUUCCCCUCAUUAUGCUGAUAACAUGGAUGGAAAGAUGCUGACAUUUGGUUCAUCUGGCGAGAAAAUUCCAGUACCUGUGACUUCUAUGUGCUUCAAUCAACAGGGUGACCUACUGCUAGUUGGAUACUUUGAUGGCCAUCUUACCAUAUGGGACGUACAAAGAGGGACGUCAGCUAAAGUUAUCACUGGAGAGCAUAAUGCACCGGUAACACAUACUUUGUUUCUGGAGCAAGAUUCACAAGUAUCACGCCAAUUCAAAGCUGUCACCGGCGAUUCCAAGGGUCUUGUUCUUCUUCAUACUUCUUCGGUGUUUAUUCUUCACCAUUUCUCCAUUAAGACUCAGUGCCUUCUAGAUGGCCAAAAAAAUAGCACUGUUCUGUGUGCAUGCCCUGUUGUGAUGGAUAAUUCUCAAGAUGUUGGUAGCACAUCUUCUCAAGUCUAUUCCUCAGUCCCUUCCAGCGGUCUAGGUGCAAAGGUUGGUGGUGUAGUUGGGGCUGACACCGGCUGGAAGCUGUUCAAUGGAAACCCCUCCAUAGUUGAAGAAGGUGUGGUCGUUUUGGCCACCAACCAAAAUGCUCUAGUGGUAAGGCUUAGUCCUACUGUCCAAGUCUAUGAAAAUCUUUCUAAACCAGAUGGAGUACGGGAAGGUUCCAUGCCUUAUGCAGCCUGGAAAUGUAUGGGCCAUUCUCAUGAUUCCUCUCUAGAUAAAGUUGCAUGGCUAGCCAUAGCUUGGGAUAAGAAAAUUCAGAUAUUCAGGUUGGCCAAAUCAAAGAUAAGAAGGCACAAUGAGUGGACCCUGGAUAGCACUGCAAUAGGUGUUGCAUGGUUGGAUGAUCAGAUGUUGGUGAUUCUUUCUAUCCGAGGACAACUCUGCUUGUUUUCAAGAGAUGGAGCAGAACUUCAUCAAACAAAUCUUACUGUAGAUUGCUCUAGCAUGGAUGAUUUCAUUAUAUAUCAUACCCACUAUAUGAAUACCUUUGGAAAUCCAGAGAAGGCUUACCAUAAUUCAGUAGCUGUAAGAGGGGCUACAAUCUACAUACUUGGUCCCAUGCAUCUCAUAAUUUCUCGCCUUCUGCCAUGGAAAGAACGAAUUCAGGUUCUUCAGAAGGCAGGUGACUGGAUGGGUGCAUUAGAUAUGGCGAUGAGACUUUAUGAUGGCCAUGCACAUGGGGUAAUUGAUCUCCCUAGAACGGUCACUGCUAUCCGGGAGGCCAUAAUGCCUUAUUUAGUUGAGCUGAUCUCAUCAUAUGUUGAUGAAGUGUUCUCUUAUAUUUCCAUAGCCUUUUACAACCAAAUAGAUAAAAUUGGCUUAAAGGAAGACCCUAGCAUCACUGAUAGUUCUGUGCGCUUUGAGAUAGCGGAACAGUAUGCUCGUGUUGGCGGGGUUGCUGUAGAAUUUUGUGUUCACAUAAAAAAGACUGACUUAUUAUUUGAUGGAAUCUUCUCAAAAUUUGUUGCUGUUCAACAUGAAGGCACUUUUUUGGAGAUUUUAGAGCCAUAUAUAUUAAGGGAUAUGUUAGGAUGUUUGCCUCCUGAGAUCAUGCAAGCGUUGGUAGAGCAUUAUAGUAUCAAAGGGUGGUUAGAACGAGUUGAGCAAUGCGUUCUUCACAUGGACAUUUCUUCCUUGGAUUUUAAUCAGGUUGUGAGGUUAUGCCGGGAACAUGGAUUAUAUGGUGCACUGAUAUAUCUUUUCAAUAAAGGUUUAAAUGAUUUUAAAGCACCUCUAGAGGAACUAUUGUUGGGCCUACAUAGUAGCUCUAGUAUUGAUGUCGCUUCUAUUGGGUACAGAAUGCUUGUUUAUCUGAAGUAUUGCUUUCAAGGUCUUGCAUUUCCUCCAGGACAUGGUUAUCUUCCUCCUUCUAGAUCACCUUCAAUUUGGAAAGAAUUGUUGGAAUUUUUACUCGAAGAUUCUAAAAUUUCACUCUCACAAGUGUCAAAAAAGCUCAAAUCUUUUUCUGGAAAUUUACCAAACCUUUUCUAUAUCCUUUACUUGGACACCGAAGCAGCUCUGGAUGUUCUACAGUGUGCUUUCAAUGAAGCAGAACAUAUUAAAGAUCCGUCAGAUCUUGGCCAACCAGCUUCUCAUGUAGAUCUAGAAAAUAAACAUGAACUUGAGUAUUCAAAAAGCCAAUAUUCAAUGGUGCAAAGUAUUGCAAAUGCACUAAUAUCUAUUAUUGACUUGGAAUCUGACAUUGUUUGGUUCUUUGAGAUGGAUUGCAAUGAAGAUGUUUGGCCUUUGAAAAAAGACAUUUAUUUUAUACUAGACUUUAUAGCGUACCUUGUUGCAAGUAAAAGAGCCACAAUUUCUGCGAGAGUAUUGAUGCAUAUUGCUGAAUAUUUGACAUUACAUGAUCACAGUCAGAAAGAUAGAGAUUCUAUAAAGGAAAGACGGCUACUUUCUGUUUUGAAGGCAGUACCUCAGGAAAUUUGGGAUACUUCUUUUGUUUUGCCUCUCUGCAUGGAGGCUAAAUUCUAUCAGGCAUGUGGCUUUAUUCAUUACAUCAGAGGGGAGUAUGUUGAUGCCCUAGAUAGCUAUAUGCAGGAUUUGGAUGAGCCUAUCCAUGCAUUUUCUUUUAUUAACAAGUUGUUCUUGCAACUAGACAAUACGAAAGCUUUAUUAUUUCAAGCAGCAGUUAUUUCCCGUUUUCCUGAGCUGGUUAAACUUAGCAGGGAAUGCACAUUUUUCUUAGCUAUUGACCAACUUGAUAUUGAGAUGCAGAAUAUUCUUUCACAGCUUCAUUCUCAUCCACAGAGCCUUUUUCUUUUCUUGAAGACUUUGUUUGAUUUUCACAUAUCUGGCACUCUCAACUUUCCUGUGCCUGAAACUGCUCUUGUCGCAAAUUAUCCUAAUGUUAGAAUGAGGGAUUCACUUAUUGAUAUUGCAGAUUACUUGGAGAAACUAUCAAAUUUCCCAAAGCUUUUGCAUCAUGACACAAUUCAAGUGACUGAUGAGAUGGCAGAGCUGUAUUUAGAGCUUUUGUGCCAGUUCGAACGAAACUCUGUUCUUAAGUUUUUGGAGACGUUUGAUAACUAUAGACUGGAGCACUGUUUGAGACUCUGUCAAGAGUAUGGUGUUACAGAUGCGGCUGCAUUUUUGCUGGAACGAGUUGGUGAUGUUGGGAGUGCUUUAGUAGUCCUAAUGUCUGGACUUGAUGAAAAAAUUGAAUUACUUGUUUUUGCUGUGGUCAAUAAAUUCUCUGACGCUACUUCAAGAAAUAUGUCUGAGACAGAGCAACUUGCUGAUGCCUUGAAACUUACAGAGGCUUAUGCAGUGCAUGAUGUUUUACGUGCCUCAGUUGGCUUAUGCCAAAGGAACACUCAACGUUUGGAUCAACAAGAAUCAGAAUCUCUUUGGUUUCGGUUAUUUGACUCGUUCUCUGAGCCACUUAGCAGAUUCUGCAGCUGCAAGGAAGCUCCUGAAGGGAAAACCGAUUAUGGCAAAUUGAUUGCUGGUUCCAAGUCAUUUGUUGUCACCAAUGAAUUAUUGUCUCGAUACAAGCUUUCAAAGCUUAAGAAAUGUGAUAAUAUUUUGAAAAGACUAUUUUCCCAAUUUAUUGGAGAAAUCAUGGAGGGAAUGGCAGGAUAUGUACCCCUUUCCGCAGUAAUGCUUAAGUUCCUUUCAGACAAUAGAAAUCAAGAGUUUGGUGAUUUUAAAAUGACAAUUCUGAAAAUGUUGGGAAGUUACAACUAUGAGAGAAGAAUACUGGAUACAGCCAAAUCAUUAAUAGAAGAUGACACAUUCUAUACCAUGGGCGUUCUAAAAAAGGGAGCUUUGCAUGCUUUGGCACCACAAACUCUAACCUGCUGCUUCUGCGGCUUGCCUCUUACAAAGGUAUCGUCUUCUUCCGGGAUUCGAAUAUUUAACUGCGGACAUUCGAUCCAUCUCCACUGCGAGUCCGGAGAAAACGAACACCAUUGCACAAUUUCUGCAGUUAUGUGCCCUGUUUGUCAGAUUAAGAAAAACCCAAAACCAAGAAGUAAAGCAGCUAUCGCUGAGAAAGGAUUAGUUAAUAAUGUUAUCUCAACCCCAAGAAACUCUAGCUUGCAACAUCUGCAUGAAACUGAUUUGAUAGAUAAGUCCUAUGGCCUCCAGCACAUUUCUAGGUUUGAUAUCUUGAACAACCUCGAGAAAAAUAAGUCUCUCCAUAUGAAUAUCUUACCUCAGUUGAGGCUUGCACCGCCGGCCAUUUACCAUGAAAAAGUCCUGAAGGGACCAGUUUCUUUGACGAGGGAGAUGCAAGAUACACCGCCGAAGAAGGAGAAGCUGGCUAAACGCCGAUUUCCCUUAAAAUCCAGUUUCUUUGGAAUGGAGAGAAAUAAAGUGCGCUAAAACUUGCUUUCAAUAGUUGGCAGGUUAGUUUUGACUUUGGUUUUCCUGUGCUCAGACCCUCAAGUCUGGUAAAAAACUGGAAGGAAUGUACAUGAAGUUUGCCCAUUUGAAUCCAACCUUGAUAGCGUAGGGGAGGGUAUAGAAUUGAAGUUAGAAUUGUUAGCUAAAUUUUGUUUUGUAUUUAGAGUUGUAAAUAAUACAAAUGUACAGUUGCGGUAUGUACUAGGAAUUAAUUAAUUCUUCGCCCUUCAUUCAAAUUUUGUAAUGCAUAAAUUGUAUUCUUCUUGUACAGUGUAGUUCAACUGGGGAGGACUGU
This is a messenger RNA of Phalaenopsis equestris, 6166 nucleotides long. RefSeq names its product vacuolar protein sorting-associated protein 8 homolog. Gene Ontology annotation, biological process: protein targeting to vacuole; endosomal vesicle fusion; vesicle-mediated transport. Gene Ontology annotation, molecular function: protein binding. Gene Ontology annotation, cellular component: late endosome; HOPS complex. The transcript is spliced from 19 exons. NCBI's taxonomy places the organism in Eukaryota, Viridiplantae, Streptophyta, Magnoliopsida, Asparagales, Orchidaceae. The record is from RefSeq and is a predicted model, not a curated record. Bases 91 to 5850 code for a protein of 1919 amino acids.